CACAUGCUGAGUUCCUUGACAAGGGUUUUUUCUGCAGGUAUAACUCAAGGUAUAGCCAGACUGAUGAGCUCAGAGCCUGUUGCUAAGAAACUGUGCACCAUGAAGAAGAUAGGGACGCAUAAUGGUACAUUUCACUGUGAUGAGGUACUAGCCUGCUUCCUACUAAAACAGCUGCCAGAAUAUACAGACGCUGAAAUAAUUAGGACACGUGAUCCAGGGACCCUAGAUACAUGUGAUAUAGUUGUAGAUGUUGGAGGAGUAUUUGAUCCUGAGAAACACAGAUAUGACCAUCACCAAAGAACAUUCAGUGAAAAUAUGCACAGUCUACGACCAGAGAAAAAAUGGGUAACCAAACUGAGUAGUGCAGGUCUAGUAUACCUCCAUUUUGGUGAAAGAAUCAUUGCAAAAUUAAUCGCAAAAACAGUUGAUGAUGACAUCACAAAGACAAUAUAUGAUAAGGUAUAUGAACAGUUUGUUGAAGAGAUUGAUGCUGUGGAUAAUGGCGUGUCACAGACAGAUGGUGAAUCUAGGUACCAUAUAACUACAACCCUAAGCUCUAGAGUCGCUAAUCUCAACCCAGCUUGGAAUGAGAAUAACGUAAAUGUACAGGCCCAAUUUGAGAAGGCAAUGCAGCUGGUAGGAGGAGAGUUCAAAGACAGAGUGAACUAUUUCACCAACUCUUGGUGGCCUGCUAGAACACUAGUCGUAGAAGCAUUCAGCAAGCGCCAAGAGGUUGACCCUAGUGGGGAGAUUCUUCUCCUAGGAGAAGGUGGUUGCCCAUGGAAAGACCACCUGUUCCUCAUAGAGGCAGAACAGAACAUUACUCCAAGCAUAAAGUAUGUCCUCUUUACAGACCAAAAUGGAAAAUGGAGGGUACAGUGUGCACCUGCUGCCCUUGGCUCUUUCAAAAGCAGGUUGCCACUACCAGAGGAAUGGUGUGGACUCAGGGAUAAUGAAUUGUCGGAAAAAUCAGGAAUCCCAGGAGGCAUCUUUGUACAUGCCAAUGGAUUCAUCGGAGGAAACGAGACAUUUGACGGAGCUUUGGCAAUGGCUAGAAAGUCACUUAACAUGAGGACUUAAAAAUAUUCCAUUGUACAUUAGAUGUCUAUCAGAUAUUGACUUAUUUGCCCUUGUUACACCUCAGCUGCUAUUUAGGCACUGUGGCCCAGUCAGAGCUCUCUCUGAACUGAUUGUAGUCUAGCUACAAGCCUCUGUGACCCCCCAACGCCCCCCCCCCCCCCCUGACGUGACUACACAC
Molecule: messenger RNA, 1258 nt
Organism: Owenia fusiformis
Lineage: Eukaryota; Metazoa; Annelida; Polychaeta; Sabellida; Oweniidae
Source: the annotation of a GenBank genome assembly